AUACAAUAUGAUAUACCUGAAAUAGCAUUGCCGCCUUUUGCACGAUCGUCAAAGAAUGCCGUUCGAGAUUUAGCGCGAACGUGGGAAGCAGUUGCAAAUGCAAGACGAAUUGUUGUCAUUUGCGGCGCCGGAAUUUCAGUUUCUUCGCCAGCAAAUAUACCUGAUUUUCGUUCGGCUCAAGGUUUGUUUCGAAAAUUAAAGGAAAAACAUCCAAAUGUUGGAUUGCAAAGUGGUAAGGAUUUGUUUGAUGCGAAUUUGUUCAAAUCUCCAUCUACUUCUGCUUUGUUUUAUUCGAUGGUAUCGGAGUUGAAAGCAAUGGCAGAUGCUGCCACGCCUACCUCUUUCCAUCAUCUUCUCAAGCGGCUCGAUAUGGAAGGACGUUUGAUGCGCGUUUAUACGCAAAACAUUGAUGGCCUGGAGGAAAAGGCAGGUUUGUCGUUCGGCUUGGGGCAUACAGGUGACAGCAGAAAGACUUUGCGCAACCUAGGCAAGCGUAAACGUGAAGCGGCCGAUCGAGCAGCCGGCAAAGGUAGGAACGGUCUUGCAAGAUGCAAGAGUGAUUCCGCGGUUUUGUUUGGCAAUCGAGCCAUGGAUGACGAAGCUGAUGUAGAUGAACCAAUGUUCCCACGUGCCAUUCCACUCCACGGUUCAUUGUCUACGAUGACUUGUCAGGUUUGUGGUCACAAAAUCUACCUCUCUCUUGCAUCUCCCGGCCCACAAACAUUACCACAAGGGGCUCGUGAACUCUCUCCUAGUGCAAGCGAUCAAGCGGUCAAUGCGAUGGAUCUUCUUUCUCAAGGAGAAUCUGUGCCUUGCAAGCAAUGUGAAACGGCAGAUAUGGCCCGCACGGUUGUUGGGUUGCGAUCGAGAGGAAUCGGUAUGAUGAAAGUGGAUGUUGUGCUGUACAACGGACAAAAUGAAGGAGCCGAGCGUGUGGGCGAUUGCGUUGAGCGAGACAUCUUGGGAUUGCGUGAUCCUAAUGAACCACUUGUGCCAGAGAAUAGCCGUGAGCGCACCCUGCGCGAAAGAAAGGAGAAGAAGGAGGCUAACAGUACUACUUUAAACCCGAUUCUCGAAGCUGCAACUGCUGAUGAAGCAUUCGCAUCUGCUUUUGAUGAGGAAGAUGAUGAAGAUAGCAAAGAUGCAAGAUUAGCAGAUGAAGCGAUUGGUCAAUCUCCACCUGCUCUAGAAUCGGAACCCAGGCUACCACAAUCGAAACCAAAGCGUCAACCACGUUUGAAACCUCUUCCACCAGAUUUGUUAAUUGUAGCAGGCACAAGUCUCAAAGUGCCUGGAACGAAACGAAUCGUACGUGAAUUUGCUAAAUCAUGUCAAGCACGCGACCAUCGGGAGUACCCCGGCAAGGACAUCAAUGCGCCUAUUCGUACAAUAUUGCUCAAUUACGAUUUCCCCUUACCGCAUGGUCAAUGGGAAGAUGUGUUUGACGUUUGGGUCCAAGGUGAUGUUCAACAAGCUGCUUUGGGUCUG
Meira miltonrushii is the source of this 1488-nucleotide messenger RNA. Its product is annotated as DHS-like NAD/FAD-binding domain-containing protein. NCBI's taxonomy places the organism in Eukaryota, Fungi, Basidiomycota, Exobasidiomycetes, Exobasidiales, Brachybasidiaceae. Gene Ontology annotation, cellular component: mating-type region heterochromatin. The record is from RefSeq and is a predicted model, not a curated record. Gene Ontology annotation, biological process: replication-born double-strand break repair via sister chromatid exchange; negative regulation of transcription by RNA polymerase II; pericentric heterochromatin formation. Gene Ontology annotation, molecular function: histone deacetylase activity, NAD-dependent; NAD+ binding. The transcript has 2 exons. The annotation marks the transcript as partial.